Molecule: messenger RNA, 3834 nt
Organism: Spodoptera litura
Lineage: Eukaryota; Metazoa; Arthropoda; Insecta; Lepidoptera; Noctuidae
Source: RefSeq, a predicted model, not a curated record
UGUUAAUAAUAACAUUAAAUGUCGUUUCUUUUCUUACAGAGAAACAAUUGUGUUUAACUGACUGUGUCGUCCUAAUCCGGAAUUAUCUUAGAAAACGACAUUUAUUGUCAAAAAUGGAGAAAUUGAAAUUUACGUUCGAAGUAAAAUCAAUAGACGGUAAGUCGAACUUUAUCGCAAUAACCGCAAUUACCACAAAAGAGGACAAAGUUUUCCUUAUUCCUGAAGAAUGUCAAGCGAUGUCACUCCACAAACAUAUCCAAUCUUCGAAAACUUUUUUUACUGUGAAAAACACAUUAAAAAAAAGAUACCAAACUAGAAGUGUUUGGAUCAAGACAACACAAGAUAUAUUACAAACAUAUGUUGAUGAAGAUGGAAACAUGAUCUUUCAGGACCAAUUUUUAGAGGAAAUUACCCAAGAACAAAUGGCUACUGGUAACAAAAAGUGCUCUGAAGAUCCUAUAGUGAAAAUUUUGGAAAAAUUAGUUGAAAGUCAACAAAACAAAGAAAAGCAAUGUAUGAAAAAGUUUGCGGAAAAGUUUGUAAUUGAGAAAUUUGAUGGAAAAAGUUCAAGUGCGCAUCAGUGGAUGGAAGUAUUUGAAAAAGAAUGUGAAAGGUUUAAUUUAGUAAAAGAAGAAGAAAAAAUUGAAAUAUUGAGAUUAUUUCUUGAAAAGUCAUGCACUGAUUGGUAUUCUUCCAUGAUGAUCAAACUUAGCUUACACUCCGAGUGGUCUGAAUGGAAAUCAAGUUUCUUGCAAACCUAUGCGAAUAAAGGUUGGACUGCUAGCAAGUAUGCUUUAUCGUACAGGUACCAAUCCGGAUCUUUAUUAGAGUAUGCAAUAAAAAAAGAAAAACUUUUACUUGAGAUAAGGAAAACAAUAGAUGAAGGGACUCUAAUUGAUAUAAUUGCUGCAGGCUUACCAGAUUUUAUAACUGAUAGAAUUAAUAAAGAAGAAAUGGUACAUACAAAUAAUUUAUUCAGUGAGCUUGGAAGAUUAGAACAUUUAGUUUCAAGAAAAAAAAUGAUGAAGAAGAAAGAAGAUAUUAAGCCAGAUAUGAAAAAUUGUGGUAUUUGUGAAAAACUGAAAAAAGGUGUACGCUAUCAUUCAGAAGAUUCAUGCUGGUUUAAAAAAAGUCUAGAUAAUGAAAAAGACAAAAAGCAAAUAAGACUUGUAAACAAUUCAGAAUUGGAAUGUAAAUUGCAGUGUGAAGAUAAAAAAAACUAAUAGUGCCGCCAUUGAUCAAAGUGAAGUUAGUACUGAAUAAAAAUGUUGAAAUUUAUGGAAUCUAUGACUCUGGGUCUAAUGUCUCAUUAAUAAAUUCAAGAUUGUUAAAAAUAAAUAAUGAGAAACCCAAUAUUUCCACCAAUACUAACUUAAAAACGAUUAAUGGCGUUAAAAAGGCAAUUGGCAUUAUAACACUUGAUGUGGCUAUCUUUGAUAUAGAAAAAAAAAUGAGGGUUUUCGUAAUAGACAAAGAAAAUUUCGAUUAUGAUUUUCUAGUAGGACUUGAUUUUAUAAAAGAGUUUUGCCUAGUUCAAAACGAAAACUUAAAAAUUUCACAGAAAUUACCUAUACAAAGAAGCCAAAUUGUUUCUAAGGAAACAAACAAAACAGAUACAGUUUCUAAGGAGAUAAAAUCUGAUAAUAUAAUAAACUUCAAUGAACACAUAUGUGAAGAAGACUUCAAAAUAUGUAUUAAUCAUCUAGACUAUCAAAAACAGGUAAUGAUUGAUGAAUUAAUUUCGAGAAAUAAAUCUGUGUUUUCGAAGGACAAAUAUGACAUAGGACGGGUAACGGAUUAUGAAGCACACAUUGAUCUACAAAUAGAAAAAUAUUGCUUCAAAAGGCCAUAUCGGUGCACCAUAGAAGACAAGAAGGAGAUUGAAGAACAAAUUGCAAAAUUAUUAGAAAAAAAUAUAAUAGAAGAAUCAUACAGUCCAUUCGCAGCACCAGUCACAUUAGCUUAUAAAAGAGAUGAAAAUAAAAGGUCAAGACUGUGCAUCGAUUUUCGAGAACUAAAUAAAAUUGUUGUGCCUCAAUCACAACCAUUUCCUCUCAUUGAAGAUUUAAUUCUAAAGACAAGAGAUUGCAAAUUUUUCUCAACACUGGACUUAAACUCAGCGUUUUGGUCAAUACCCUUGCGAAUCACAGACAGACAUAAAACUGCAUUCGUGACUCAAGAGGGUCACUAUCAGUGGACCUGUUUGCCAUUUGGCUUAAAAACCUCUCCGGCUAUAUUCCAGAGAAUAAUGUGUAAUAUAAUACGGAAACACAAGCUUGGAGAUUUCACGGUAUGUUUCAUUGAUGACAUUUUACUGUUUUCUGAAAAUUUCUCAGAUCAUAUCAUACAUCUGGAAAAACUAUUUGAAGCGAUUAAAAGCGAGGGAUUAAAAUUAAAAUUUUCUAAAUGCACAUUUGCAGCAGAUACAGUUAAAUACUUAGGUCAUGUAAUACAGAAUAAUUCAGUCAGACCACUGAAAGAUAAUUUAAUAUCAAUAAAAAACUUUCCAACUCCAAAUACUCAAAAAAAUGUGAGACAGUUCCUAGGAAAAAUAAACUUCUAUCAUAAGUAUGUGCCAAACAUAGCCAUAAAAUUAGAACCACUUCAUAACCUGUUGAGAAAAGGUCAAACCUUUAACUGGACUGAUGCAUGCCAAGAGUCAUUUGAUGAAAUGAAAAAAAUAUUAUGCUCUCAGCCAGUAUUGACAAUAUUUAAUCCAAAUUUACCUAUUCACAUAUACACGGAUGCAAGCAUAUUGGGAGUAGGAGCAGUACUAAAACAAAUACAAAAAAAUAAUGAAGAAAAGCCAGUAGCAUAUUUUUCGAAAAAACUUAAUGAGGUACAAAAAAGGAAGAAAGCUAUCUAUCUUGAAUGCCUGGCAAUUAAAGAAUGUGUAAAGUAUUGGCAACAUAUGUUAAUAGGACGGAAAUUUACUGUAUUCUCAGAUCACAAACCGCUGGAGAAGAUGAAUAUAAGAUCUAGAACAGAUGAAGAAUUAGGAGACCUAACAUAUUAUUUAUCACAAUAUGAUUUCCAAAUCAAAUAUUCACCAGGAAGAUAUAACAUUGAAGCUGACUGCCUAAGUAGGAACCCGGUACUUGGACCGAAUGAAAACAUAGAGGACCAGUUAAAAGUAGUAAAUAUAAUAACACUAGAAGACAUCCUAAAAGAUCAAGUUGAAAAUAAAUACAUACAAAGCAGAAAAGACAAGUUAAUGAUGAAAGACAAUGUUUACUAUAAAAAUGUAAAGAAUAAAGAAAAAAUUAUUAUAUCAGAGGAAUUUAGCACAGAUUUUAUGAAAAGGGUACAUACAGAUCUGGGUCAUAUAGGAAUUAAACAGAUGCAGAGAAUGAUUAGCUCAGUGUAUACGGCAAAUAAUAUGAUCAAAAACAUAAAAAGAAUAUGUGAGAGCUGUACGGUAUGUUUAAAGAAUAAAUCAAGGGGACAAAUUAAAUAUGGGUUGAUGUCCCACUUGGGCCCUGCCACAAGACCUUUUCAGAUAUGCUCUAUUGAUACUAUUGGAGGUUUCGGAGGUUCCAGGUCUACAAAGAAGUAUUUACACCUUUUAUUGGAUCAUUUCACUAGAUAUGCAUAUAUUUUAACAUCAAGUACUCAAAAUGCAAAUGAUUUCAUUAAACUGUUAAAAAACUGUACAGAGAGUGAUGACAUUGAAUUGAUACUAUCAGAUCAAUAUCCAGGAAUUAAUUCUAAAGAAUUUAAAAAGUUUUUGGAUGAAAAAAAUAUUCCUAUAAUAUUUACAGCCGUAAACUCUGCUUUUUCAAAUGGAUUAAACGAGAGAUUAAACCAGACAUUGGUUAAUAAAAUCAGGUGCAA